AUGAACAAUUCGCCAUCUUCGUCGAGUAAUAAUAAUAAUAAUGAAAACGAUAAUGCCAAAGGAAAUCUUGAUAAGAUUCUUGAUGUAAUUUUUGAUUAUAAUGGCAAUGGGGAUGAUGAACUCACAUUAAGACGUGGUAAUAAGCUGGAAGUUUUAUCAACAGAUGAAUCGAUAUCGGGUUCACGCGGAUGGUGGACAGGACGAUUGAUUGAUACGAAUUCCGUCGGUAUUUUUCCGGCUAAUUUUGUCGCUAAUUCUCAGACAAAUCUCCGCAUAAUCAACUUCAACGAUUUGCAAAUCGGAGAAACAAUUGGUGUUGGCGGUUUUGGUCAUGUCUUCCAUGGUAAAUUUGGUGAUGUUGACGUUGCAAUCAAAACAGCUAAGUCACUUGCUUCAUUCUGUUCAAUUUCACCCACAACAACACCCGAUGGUGCAUCUGAUGCAGUACAAAACACUCUCAUCGACAGUCUCCUACGUGAAGCUCGUCUUUUUUCCAAUCUAAAACAUCGAAAUAUAAUUCAACUGUUCGGUGUAAGUCCAUCUUCAAUCACAAAAAAUCUUUAUCUUGUUAUGGAAUACGCGCACGGAGGUGCGCUGAGUUAUCUAUUGCAAAAGCGUCAAUGUGGUCUGUAUCCAAAUGUGUUUAUACAAUAUGCAAAACAAAUUGCGGAUGGAAUGCAAUAUCUACACGAAGAAGCAUGUGAACAUAUCAUUCAUCGAGAUCUCAAAUGUUCGAAUAUUUUGAUUCUGGAAGAAAUCCAUGAUAGUCAUGAUGAUAAUGAACUUCUAUAUAAAACAUUGAAAAUAACUGAUUUUGGUUUGGCAAGAAUUCAAUUACAAUCAUCCAAUAUGUCCGCUGCUGGGACAUUCGCCUGGAUGAGUCCAGAAUGUAUUCGUAACAGUGAAUUUUCAACUAAAUCCGAUGUUUGGAGUUUUGGUGUUUUACUCUGGGAAUGUUUAACAGGCGAAUUACCGUACAAAGGUUUCGAUCAAAUGCAAGUAGCCUUUGGUAUUGCCACCAGUAAAUAUUCUCUUCCAAUUCCAAGCACAUGUCCUGAUGAAUUCGCACAACUGAUGACAAAUUGUUGGAAAGCACUUCCAGACGAGCGACCAACAUUUAGCGAUCUUCUCGAACAAAUCAAUCAGAUAAUCGAAAGAAGUUAUAUGCAAUCAAACGAAGAUUCCUAUCAGUCAUUGCAGAAAGAUUGGCGUUUAGAAAUUCAAGAUAUGUUCAAUGAAUUAAAAGAAAAAGAACAAGAAAUUCGCGAUCGCGAACAAGCGAUGUAUGAACGCUCAUUGGAACAGAAUCAUCAGCGAUUGCAAUUAGAAAAAUGGGAACAACAAUUACACGAGCGUGAAAUGCAUAUUGUAGAAUUAGAAUUGAAGUUAUUGAUGGCUGCUAAUAAUCAAGAACGGCUCAAUCAUCAAACACCUAAAAUACAAGAACGUUCAGGAAGAUUCAUGCGCUCACUUCUCAAGGGACAUUCAACUACAUCUGCUAAUGCUCAAACAGUUAUCAGUAGCCCAACAAAUUUUCGUCAUCUGAUAUCUGUGUGCCAUAAUCCGCCAGGUCUAGAUCACAACUCUUCGCCAACUAUUCCUCCAUCAUCAACAUCUUCUUCGUCGCCUAUUUCAUGUCCAAUGCCAUCUAAUUCAUCCAUAACUGUCCUUUCGAACAAGUCAUUCAACUCACCGUAUGAUCGUUCAUUCUCAAGUAGUAGUACACCAUCGACGCCAAAUAUGAGUCGACUUCGAACGCUAACCUUUCAUUUUCCAGUCGAUGGAUACAAUUCAUCGACAACUCCAGAUAAACCGCCACGUUCAAUGAGUCAAACGAAAUCAUCUAGUCGGAAGUCGAAAUUAUCCUUAUCAUCCAGUAUUAAGCAAAAACAUGGGAAAUCAAGUAGUCGACACAAAGAAUCAAAAUGGUAUUUGGAUACACGAUCGUCAGCAUCGUGUAAUACAAAUAAUAAUAAUAAUAACAACAACAAUAGCAAUGAGAAUAAUUUUACAAUAUUAAGUACAUUUUCCACACCCAAUAUCGAUCAACCCGGUCGAAAACUAGUUUCAGAAAUCUUUGAUGAUUUAACAACCGUCAGUUCUUAUUCAACAACAUCGUCGCAGUGUUCCACACCAAAUGAACAUUCAAUAGCGCGUGCUAUAUUUGACAUUAAUUCCAUGUUGAUCAGUAUCGGUCUUGGUCGUCCUACUCCAGCUCCAUCCAUUUCGACGCCUCAACAUCAACCCGUUCUUCUUCGUCCACGAAAGAAAAGUUCCUGCACACUUAGUCAUCAAACUAGUUCAUCCUCCGUAACAGACGAGUCGGAUUAUGUAAAUAUAAGUUAUAGGACUCGCUCUGCAUAUUCACCUGCUCGUCCGAAUUCUCUUACUCUUUCUUCCCAACGCUCUAGUCAAAAGAAAACAAACGACAUUGAUGAUGACAAUGAACACUAUUAUUCUGCUCAGUCGUCAAAGCUAUCCACGCCAAUGAUACAUGCAGUCAAAGAUGUUGAUGACGAAGACAACCUAACUUCCGUAGUCACUAUCGAUCAUGACGAACAAAAAAUACCUCAAAUAAAAUUAUUUCAACCACAAAAUGAAGAGAAUUCUCAUCUAUUUUAG
This is a messenger RNA of Adineta ricciae, 2622 nucleotides long. NCBI's taxonomy places the organism in Eukaryota, Metazoa, Rotifera, Eurotatoria, Adinetida, Adinetidae. The record is from the annotation of a GenBank genome assembly.